AAGGGUCAUGUUUAUUUAAAUAAAUUUCUUUGUUUACAUGCUGUUGUCACGUUUUGUGUUUAAAUAUGUCUUCGACACCAGGAAGAGAAAACGUUGUUAAUUUUACUGACAAUCUCACACCUGUUAGAUUUUUGGAUAGCCCACGCUUAAAAUCAAAUUCUGAGGAUGCAAAUUUUUCAGCUUGCAAGGUUCGUUUAGGAGAGAUUGUUUUACUUCUGCAGACUAAUUACUCUAAGUGGUUGGUGGCUCAAAAGAGAGGUACAGCUAUUUGUACGUCGAUUGAAGCAAUAAAGACGCGUGCAAUUGAAGUUAAAGAACCGUCCUCUCAAAUUAAUAGUGACAUUAAAGUAACCACUGAUACACUUUAUCCAAAUGAUUUGAAACUAUAUGUAGACAGAUUAAAUAUAAUUUUGUCUAUAUUCGAAGACAUAACAAAAAGUGCAAAAAAGUCACUGCAGCAAUUGAUUUCAUUAAGUAAGUUGGCUGGCACCUCAGAUAAAAUUUUUUAUCGCACGUGGAAGUUGGUGCUUUAUAUUAACUUUUUAGAGCAAUUAUAUGCGUGUUAUGAAAAAGAAAGCAGCGUAAAACAAUUCGUUGCUCGUGAAUUACCGCACUGCAUGAACAGAGCCGACUUGAUACGUUGCACAACUGCAUGGGAUUAUCCCCAAUACAUCGAUGAAUGGACGUCAUUGAAGUUCGCUUUGUUGAAAGAAGAAAUUAAAUGACAAGUUACUGGAUUCAAAAUUUAACAUUGGCUUAUGUACUAUACCUUUAAUAAAAGA
Molecule: messenger RNA, 782 nt
Organism: Anastrepha obliqua
Lineage: Eukaryota; Metazoa; Arthropoda; Insecta; Diptera; Tephritidae
Exons: 3
Coding region: 66-725 (219 amino acids)
Source: RefSeq, a predicted model, not a curated record